Molecule: messenger RNA, 1808 nt
Organism: Theobroma cacao (cacao)
Lineage: Eukaryota; Viridiplantae; Streptophyta; Magnoliopsida; Malvales; Malvaceae
Product: alpha/beta hydrolase family protein
Source: RefSeq, a predicted model, not a curated record
CUCACGAGUUUGGAUAGCCCUCGGUUUCCUCAUUAUAUUUCUAUCUUUUUGGGUCUGAGCCAAUUCAUUUUCUCAAUCUUCUUUUCUUUCUAAUUUCUUACUCUGAAUAGUUUACGAAUCUUCAAUUCCUUUAUUCAAAAUUUUUUUGGUUUUGCAACUCUAGUGCUUCGUUUUAACCAAUUUUUUCAUGCUUUUUUCUCCAUUUUUAAGGGAAUGUAUGGUUAAUCAUCAGAUCUAAUUCUAAUGUGCUUUUCUUCCCUAACUAAUCAAAUUUUUUACCAAAUAUCUAACCUUUUUAUAGAGUUUUCCUUGCUGGGUUGUUUUAAUUAACUCAGAUUGUGAAUAACUUUUUUGGGUAAUAAAACAAUAUCGUUGGAUCCCUUUUGUUCAAAAAAAAUAAAACAGGAGAUAAUUUCCCACUGAUUUGAGCAAUUUAGAAAAAAAAAUCUGGGUUUUUCUCAAAAAAUGGUUACUGUUAAUCUGGGAAUGCUUCAUUACAUUCUAGACCAUGUAUAUGGUGCAUUUAUGCAUAGAACAAAAAUGAGCCCACCGUUUUUCUCAAGAGGGUGGGGUGGAACGAAGCUUGAGCUUUUGGAGAGAUUGAUAAGCCAGCUGUUCCCUGAAGUUGAAGGCCAAAACUGGCCUCCAAACUUGAUCCAACCCAUUUGGAGAACAGUUUGGGAGACCAACAGUGCUUGCUUGAGAGAAGGUGUGUUUAGGACCCCUUGUGAUGAGCAGUUGCUUGGUGCAUUGCCCCCUGAAAGUCACAAUGCAAGGGUUGCUUUCCUUGUCCCAAAAUUAGUGCCACCCCCAAAGAUGGCAUGUGUGGUUCACCUUGCAGGCACAGGAGACCAUACAUUUGAACGGAGAUUGCGUCUCGGUGGACCAUUAUUGAAGGAAAACAUUGCAACUAUGGUGCUUGAGAGUCCUUUCUAUGGUCAAAGACGCCCUAUGCUGCAGCGUGGCGCAAAACUCUUGUGUGUUAGUGACUUGCUAUUAUUAGGGAGAGCAACCAUUGAAGAGGCACGCAGCCUUUUACACUGGUUAGACACUGAGGCAAGGUUUGGCAAGAUGGGUGUGUGUGGACUUAGCAUGGGGGGAGUGCAUGCUGCAAUGGUUGGAUCACUUCACCCCACACCUGUUGCAACCCUUCCUUUUCUCUCCCCACAUUCUGCUGUUGUGGCAUUCUGUGAGGGUAUAUUGAAGCAUGGCACUGCAUGGGAGGCACUGAGAGAGGAUCUUGCAGCAAAAGAGGCUGUAAUGACUCUCGAGGAGGUCAGAGAACGAAUGCGAAAUGUACUGUCUCUCACAGAUGUCACACGCUUUCCAAUUCCCAAAAACCCUAAUGCCGUAAUAUUUGUUGCUGCAACUGACGAUGGUUACAUACCAAAGCACUCUGUGCUGGAGCUUCAAAAGGCUUGGCCUGGUUCAGAAGUGAGAUGGGUUACUGGUGGGCAUGUCUCAUCCUUUCUUCUCCGCAAUGGUGAGUUUCGUAAGGCAAUUGUUGAUGGGCUUGACAGAUUAGAGUGGAAGGAAUCUUUGUUGUGACAUUGAUUAUUCAUUCCCUGUAUACAAGUGAUUGCAUUUGUUUACUUGGCCCAUCGUUUUCAUCACUCUUCACUUGUAAAAUGGAUUAUAGGAACUAAUAUUUGACAGCACCCCUUUAAGGAAGAGAAAAUCGCGGGUGCUUUGUGAAUAAUUUAUUCCCCCCUAUGUGUUUGUAAAGUUAACUUCACUAAUUUUAUUGGAAAUUCAGUGUCUUUUAACUUCUUUGGAAUAAAUAAAGAAGGGUCAUAUUGCUGAUAAAA